AUGUUUUCCUUCUUGGUCCAGUUUGGGUUUUGGGUUUUAUCUGUACUCUUUUUACUGUGUUUGGGUGAAUUUAUUGCAUGAUUCAAUUUUUGACCUCUCCAGGAUUCUUCAUAUCUAAGCUUAUUUGUAAUAGGUUUUAGCGUUAAUGUGGUUUUUGGUUGUAUGCAAUUGAAUUUCUCUAAUUUAGCUUCCCGAGCUUUUAAUGUUUGCGUUUUCUGAGUUGGAAUGGGCUAAUUCUUUAUUUGCUUUCCAUUUUCUCUGUGGGGAGGGCCCUAUUUAAGAACCCUCUCAGGGAAUUUGAAACAUGGUUCACUGGGAAGCUCUGCUAAGCAAGUGGGAUUUCCCUGCACACAAUUCUCUACCAUAUUGGUGAAGUCUUUAGCAAAAAUAGAGUUUGCCACAAGUUUCUCGUUAGCAACAAGGGGGUUUCUUGAUUGAGCUCAGUGCUUGAAGCAGUGUCUGAAGCAGUAAGAGGAUUUAUAUUUAGCCUGGUGCUUCAUUGUAGGGUUUCCCUGACGAUCCUUUGCAUCACAAGGUUGGCAGGUUGUGCAUUCUGAUUUUUCAAUAUGACUAAAAAGGGUUUGGCCAAGAAAGAGGAUAAGAAGGAAUCUAGGUCCACAACUCGAAAAGCUACCAGUGGCACAAACAAAUCAAAAGAUGCUUCUGUAGAUAAUGAGAUGAGAACUGGGUCUCUGAGGGACGAAGUAAUGAGAAAGGUUGUUGGUAGUUCAAAGGGAGAGGAGUCUGCUGUAAAAAAUGGUAGUAAAUCUAAAGAUGACACUUUAGAUGAUGAUCUGAAAAUAGGGGCUCUGAAGAAUGAAAUGCUGAGGAAAUCUGCUGUUAACAAGCCUAAGACACAGAAAUCUGGGGCCAAAGAGGUAAGAAAAUCAAAUGAUUUUACCAUAGAUGCUGAUCCAACAUUGGAGGUUUUGAAGACUGAAGAAGGGGGGAAGGUUGCUGGUGAUAAGUAUAUGGGAAAGAAAGUGGCCAAACAGAGCAGCAAACUGAAAGGCAGUGGUGCAGAUAAUGAUCUAAAACUAGGGGCUCUGGAGGAUGAAGUAACAGAGGCAGUUUCUGGUGGUAAGUCUAUGGGAGAAAAAUCUGCAGCAAGAAAGACUAAGGCAAGAGGUGGUGCCAAAAUUGUUGAUGAAGAGCAGGAUGCAAAGACAAACAUGAUGAAGGAAGCGGGUAAAGAGGACACUCCCACUCCCAUGAAACGAAAGAGGGGAGCAGAUGGGGAAAUGGCACAGGCAUUUUGGUUGUCCAUAGAGAGAAGUUCAUCUAGGCUCCGCCCAAGGAAGGAGGUGCCUGCUUUCCGUUUGGUAGAUUUGGAGGAUGAUGAUAAUGACAGGAUUGUUGGCAAAAGAGUUAAGGUUUACUGGUCAGGGUCACGAAAAUGGUUCACUGGACACAUCAAAGCUUUUGAUUCUGACAAGGGGCUGCAUGAUAUUCUGUAUGAAGAUGGUGACUGUGAAAUUUUGGAUUUGAGGAAAGAGCGAUUUGAGCUUGAAGUUGUGGCCACCGACUGUUUCAAGGUGAGAACCAAAGCCAGUUCUGAAAAGAAAGUGAAGGGUUUGGAUGGUGCCAAAGUCAGUGCAGCAACUUUGAAAGAGGAGAUGGUAGAUGCUGAGAAAGAGGCAAAGGAAUUGGAGCCAGAGAAGAAAACUCCAGCAGAGAUACUUGUCAAAGAAAAUAAAGAUCAUGAUGUUAGUAAUGAAGGAGACCUCAUUGCAGAAAUGGGUGUGCAAAUGCUUCCUGAAAAAGCCAAGGAGGUGGUCAUUAAUGAGGUUGUUGAAGAACCUCAUCAAGCUGGUUAUGAAAAAGAGCAAGAUAGAUCUAAAAUGGAUGAAGAAGCCACACAAGUUAUCGGGCUGGUAACUAAUUCUCAGGCAAAAGAAUUGGGAUCAGGUAACGUGGAAGGGAGUGCAGAAGCUGUGGAAGUUGACUUCAUUGAGGUAGACAGUGAUAAAUCAGUGAAAAAGCGUGUGAACUCAAAGAAAAGAGUGGGACCUGGAGCUGUGAAAAGAAGAAGCUCCAGGUCACAGAACAGGAAAGAAAGCAAAGAGGAAGAAGACCAGGAUAAAAAUAAGGGAGGUGUUUCUCAUGAUGAUGAAAUUAAGGACCAGAUUAUGCAUGUCGACGUCAAUGUUGUCAAAUCUGUGGAGGUUAAUUAUAAGGACGUUGGAAAGAUUGAUUCUCUUGCAGAAGCAGUACAUGAAGGUGGAAUAUCAGCUGAAGGUCAACAUAACACACCAGAUUCCAAGGUUGAGGAGAAAGAGAUGGAUCAGGCAGAAAAGCAGUCUGAGAUAGGAGAUGUAAUGGUUCCAGAAGAUGCCAUAAAUAGGUUGGGUUUGAGUUCAAAUGCUCAAGGUGGGAAAGAUGAUAUGGAGGACUCAGCUGUUAGUACAGAAGCUUCUGUUCGUCUGGAUGAAGUCAAGGAAAAAGUAAGUAUCAGAAAAAUCAAUGUUGAAGGACCUGGUGAUGUUGAUACUGGGAAAGCAAAGAAGGCCGAGGAUGACAAUAAUCCUGAAAGCAUAGCUCAAUAUGUCCGCAGGGAGCGAUCCCUAGUUCAAACAGAGUGAGUAAGCCUUUUGAGUUUGAAGAUGGAGCUAGCCUUUGACUGCAAGAACACGUCAUAUCCAAGGUGACAGGUGGCUUUGAUCUCCAUAGAAAUCAAUGGCGUAAAAUGGGAAAAAUGCACUGAAUUGUGUCAAAUUUCUUUUCUUUUCUUUUCUUCUUCGGCUUUACUUCCUCUCUCUCUCCCCCCCCCCCCCCCCCACCUUUUUCCGUUUUGCCUUCCUCCCUUCUGGCUUCUCUCCAAUCAGAAAAGCAGAAACCAUGUGAACUUGUUAUGCAAAGCAUGCUCUAUGAACCAUAUAUGGAAAAAACUUCAGCCUUUAAAUGUAUAAUCUAUCCUGCUUUAUAUUGUGGUGA
Carya illinoinensis is the source of this 2934-nucleotide messenger RNA. RefSeq lists its product as uncharacterized. Lineage: Eukaryota; Viridiplantae; Streptophyta; Magnoliopsida; Fagales; Juglandaceae. The transcript has 3 exons. The coding region runs from base 567 to 2582 and encodes 671 amino acids. The record is from RefSeq and is a predicted model, not a curated record.